AUGUCGGACAGCAAUGAAGCACCGGUGAAGCUCUCAUUACCGCUGGAGUUCCAGCAGGAAAUAUUCAAAGAGCUCCGCGAAGAAGAUGAGCUCGUCAUCAUGGCGCGUGGCCUCGGCCUCUUGCGUAUUGUCACCAACCUCCUCCAUUCGUACGAUGCUGCCGGAAACAACUUGAUAGUCGUCGUCGGCGCAGACGACCGCGAGAACGGAUGGAUCGGAGAGGCCCUGGCAGAACACGCUGCCAUCAGCGCCUCGCCAAAAUGCCGCGGAUUGAGCCUGGUCAACACAGAUCUCACGGACGUUGGACAGAGAGAAAAAAUGUACAAGCAGGGAGGCAUCUUCUCAGUCACAUCGCGUAUCCUGGUCGUCGACCUCUUGACUGAGAACCUCGACCCUGCAAAAAUCACCGGUCUUGUUGUCCUCCACUCGGAACGCAUAGCUGCUACCUCGCUCGAAGCCUUUAUUGUCCGUGUCUACCGCCAAAAGAACAAGCAAGGCUUCCUCAAGGCCUUCUCUGAUGCUCCUGAGCCCUUCGCUUCGGGCUUCGCUCCUCUGGCUACCAUGAUGCGCAACCUGUUCCUCCGGCGACCCUCGUUAUACCCUCGCUUCCAUGUCACUGUCGCCAAGUCUCUGGAAGGGCGUCGAAAAGCUGAAGUCAUCGAACUUGAAGUCCCCAUGACCGAGGCUAUGCGCGACAUUCAGAACGCCAUCAUGGAAUGUGUUGAGGUCAGCAUCUCUGAACUGAAAAAAGGAAACACUGGCGUGGAUAUGGAGGACUGGAACCUCGACAGUGCUUUGCAUCGCAACUUUGAUGCCAUUGUCCGUCGACAACUGGAUCCUGUCUGGCAUCGUACAAACUUCAGAACCCGUCAAAUCGUGCGUGAUCUUGCACUAUUGCGCAACAUGCUACACUAUCUUCUCACCUUUGACGCCGUAAGUUUCGUUCGAUAUCUCGACACCGUCUUGGCCGCUUCGUCUCCUCCACCUGGCUCGAAUCGUCAAAACCAAUCUCCCUGGUUGUUCUUAGAUGCUGCUCACGUCAUCUUUGAUAGCGCCAAGCGUCGUGUAUACACUGGUAACAUCAAGGAUAGUCAGAGUGUAAAUGCCAGAACUGGUGUGCCCGAUUCUCUACGUCCAGUGCUUGAAGAAAUGCCAAAAUGGAACCUUCUGGCCGAGAUUCUGGAAGAGAUUGAGCGCGACAUGUACUUCAACCCUUCAUUCCAGGAAGAGUCCAAUGGCAGCAUCCUGAUCAUGUGUGGUGAUCAGGGAACAUGCCGGCAGAUUCGUGAGUACUUGCAGAGCAUGAAUGUCCUCCCAGACACUACGUCAGCAACCGAUGAUCCGGAAGAGGACACACGAGGACCAUCCGGUGCUGCUAUGAUGCGCCGAAAGCUCAGAAACUAUUUCCUCUGGAAGCGAGACUUCAACCGAGUGAGCAACUCACUCUUUGCCGAGAAUCAGAAGAACAUCAACGGCACGACUGACCAGCGUCAUGGCCAAGCUGGGCGAGGAGGACGAGGUGGUGGGUCUAACAAACGCCGCCGCAUGCGAGGCGGUUCAUCUGUUGCAACUGCUCCUACACGCACAGCGAACGGAAGCGUUCAUGUGGCAGGUGACAAAGAGUCUCAUGUACAAAGCCUGUUGGCCGAGCUGGAGCCUACAGAAGCCGAAGCUCAACAGAAAGCCGAGAUUGGUGCCGAUCCUCUGGACGAUAUGGACGACUUCUAUGAACUUUACGACAUGAAAGAUCUGAUAAUGGUGCACCCCUACGAUGGUGACAUGGACGAACACAUUCUCGAAGAGACCAAGCCGAGAUAUGUUAUAAUGUAUGAGCCGGAUGCGGCUUUCAUUCGACGCAUUGAGGUCUACAGGAGUAGCCACUCGAACAGAAACGUGAGGGUCUACUUCAUGUACUACGGCGGAAGUGUUGAGGAGCAACGAUAUCUGAGUUCUGUACGCAAGGAGAAGGACGCAUUCACCAAGCUGAUCCGUGAAAGAGGUUCGAUGGCGGUCACUCUGACACACGACCCUGCAGGGCUGGACCCUCAGGAGUCAUUCUUGCGAACAGUCAAUACUCGCAUCGCUGGUGGAGGUCGACUUGUUGCGACGGCAGAACCACCCAGAGUUGUCAUUGAUGUGCGAGAAUUCAGGUCAUCUCUACCUUCGCUUCUACAUGGUAGGAACAUGGUUAUUGUUCCAUGUACUCUGACAGUAGGCGAUUACGUUCUCACGCCCGAGAUUUGCAUCGAGCGCAAGUCAAUCAAGGAUUUGAUUCAGUCUUUCCAAAACGGUCGUCUCUACCAUCAAGCUGAGACGAUGCAACAGCAUUACAAGAGCCCGAUGCUUUUGAUCGAGUUUGAUGCACAAAAAUCUUUCACACUCGAGCCCUUCGCGGAUCUGUCAGCCGGUGUAGGUUCUGGCUCUCUGCAAGCAUCUGACCUGCAGUCCAAGCUCGUACUGCUUACUCUGGCUUUCCCACGCCUACGUAUCGUUUGGUCCUCAUCACCAUACCAGACUGCCGAGAUCUUCGAGGAGCUCAAAAAGCAACAGGAAGAACCUGACCCAAUCAAAGCUGUCAACAUUGGUUUGGAAGAGAGUGACAUGGACGGUCAGGAGAGAACUUUCAAUCAACUGCCACAAGACAUGCUUCGUGCUGUACCCGGAGUCACUCCAAAGAACUUGAACAACUUGAUUCUCAAAUACGAGAAUAUAAUGGAAGUUGCCAACGCGGACGAGGAUGAGUUGACAGCGUUUAUCGGAAGGGAGGCUGGCAGACAGAUCUUCCGCUUCUUCAACCGUAGUGUCUUUGAUGAUUGA
Aureobasidium namibiae CBS 147.97 is the source of this 2817-nucleotide messenger RNA. Its product is annotated as DNA repair protein. Gene Ontology annotation, cellular component: nucleotide-excision repair factor 1 complex. Bases 1 to 2817 code for a protein of 938 amino acids. Gene Ontology annotation, molecular function: single-stranded DNA binding; damaged DNA binding; single-stranded DNA endonuclease activity. The record is from RefSeq and is a predicted model, not a curated record. NCBI's taxonomy places the organism in Eukaryota, Fungi, Ascomycota, Dothideomycetes, Dothideales, Saccotheciaceae. Gene Ontology annotation, biological process: resolution of meiotic recombination intermediates; double-strand break repair via single-strand annealing, removal of nonhomologous ends; nucleotide-excision repair involved in interstrand cross-link repair. The transcript is spliced from 2 exons.